Molecule: messenger RNA, 261 nt
Organism: Opisthorchis viverrini
Lineage: Eukaryota; Metazoa; Platyhelminthes; Trematoda; Opisthorchiida; Opisthorchiidae
Exons: 2
Coding region: 1-261 (86 amino acids)
Source: RefSeq, a predicted model, not a curated record
AUGCCUCUGUGUAUGGAACGCUAUACAUACCUUGGAAGUUGCAUAACCUCUGAAGGCAGUGUGACAGACAAUGUCAACGCACGAGCCCCAAAAGCGGGAAUCACGGUUACCGACUUGCACCGCUUGCGGUAUCAAAAAGGAAGAUCAGUGGGUCUCAAUAGACGUGUUGUUUGCUGCUAUACGGCUGCGAUGCUUGGCCACUCCAGGGGUUUUGCAGAAAAAUACAUUGUGCGUCUAGCCGCUGGCGUCCAAACGAUGUGA